Exophiala bonariae is the source of this 2217-nucleotide messenger RNA. RefSeq lists its product as uncharacterized. Bases 1 to 2217 code for a protein of 738 amino acids. The transcript is spliced from 3 exons. NCBI's taxonomy places the organism in Eukaryota, Fungi, Ascomycota, Eurotiomycetes, Chaetothyriales, Herpotrichiellaceae. The record is from RefSeq and is a predicted model, not a curated record.
AUGUCCGUUCCGGAUACUGAACUUCCUUCCAGUCAAGAACUACUCCAUCAUGAGCCUGUUCCAGUUGAAGACAACUCCUCCUCAGACAACCUGAAGGCGAUCUGGAGACAACGUAUCAGAAAUGCCUUGCGGUUCGCUUCCGCUGCCUCUAUCGAAGGCGAUAUCUCCAUUGCGGCAUCUGCAACCCCACACUUCAUCCGAGCCUUUGAGUACGCACCCAUGGAUGCAGCCAUACUUCUCCCUCGAUCCCUUCCACCUGACACAACACUGAGUAUCACUGAUCGUCUUUUUUCGCUGUGGGCUCGCUUUCGCAACAAUAAUGGCAAGAUUCUAAUACCAAUUGAUAUCAAGUCCUUUGCGUGGCAUGUGGCAUCGCAGACCCAUGCCGGACGAACCACCAAACACCUCAAAGGCCUCGUGUACAGUGGUCCUGAACAAGUCAAGCACUGUCAAGCACUUAUCAUCGCAACUGCGGCAGAUGCUAAUUGGGUAGCAUUUGUGCCUCGAUUCUACUACAAAAAGAUGGACACCAAGGCUACCUCCAGAGGAGGGCAAUUUUUCAGUAUCGGAAAUUUGAAUGUGUCGAUGGCUCAAUUCAACCCCCUUCCCCCCAUCCUCGCUCCUUUUGUCAUGCCGAAGCAUGAUCUCCCGAAAGCUAUCGAAAAUAUGGCUGAGCAUUUUGAGGACAGUCAGAUCAAAUUGCGAAAUCCGUAUUCAGGCAAUGAGUACAUCUCAGAUGUCGAUGUUCAGGCUCAGAGCAUUCGAACCAUCAAACCCGAAAAUGGCCCGGAAGCAACUUUACGAUACAAAAUUUGGCAAGCGUUCAAAGAUCCUGCAAACAGUACAGAUGGGUCACCAGAGUUCAUAAUGGAGAACCCAGUCUGUUCACCAAUAACUUCAGACAUCCGAAUUGACCACGUUACCGGACGAUCCGUUUUCCUCGAAUUGAAGCAAAAACAUGCCCAAAUCUCUGAGAGCGGAAAGCGACUUGAGCACCUCCAGCAUACUCUGGGAUACCGUGAUAGAGGUAUUUUUACUUUUCGAGCUUCAUGGGACUACCUUCUCACCAUGAUCGACGACAACGUUGGAUAUCUCAUCCGUAAGGAUGAUAUUCCACGAGCAUGGUGGCACCAAGAAGUCUCAAUUGAGAUCUCAUCCGCCCGGUGGCUCAAACAUGAUUUUCCAGAUCGCUCAUUCCUCGCCCAUCGUCGUGUGAAGUUCAAUGCUACAGCCCAGAACAUAUACAUGGAUUUUGUCCGUAUCUUGAAAGACCGUCACGGUGAACUGAUGUUCUCAGAACUGAGCGCAGAGAACAUUCGUACAUUUGCUGGUCCCUGUCCAUCUCGUCUCUUGGGCUUCGCCUCUGAUCAAGAUACUGUUGAUGGUGAGCUUCAAGUACUGAAUGAGGUCGGAGAAGAGCAAGAUCCGGUCUCUGAAGAGGAAGAAGCUCAAGAAGACUCUCGCUGGGGGCAUGCUCGUGUAUUCAAAACUACGCGAACUGAUCCUCGUCGUCUGAUCACAGGGAGACGUGAUGCUGGUCAAGAUGCAACGUUGUUUAUGCCCUUGAUGGAUGAAUGUCGACGAACAGGUAUGGGCUGUAUGAUCGACCUUGGCAAAUGGCAUCCUUUUGGUAGAAUGGCUAUGGUUCAGUGGUGCUGGAGUGAGGAAGAAAAGGGCGUGUAUGACCGUACUGGCAAACCACCAUGCUGGACAGGGAUGCUUCCGUCAACCACACUCAUGGUCACGCUAUGCAGUCAAUGGAGCAGAUGGAGACUUGGUUACGCGCCUAACGAGGGCAGCCGUGGUGAAGUCCAAGCCUACCUUACUGCCCACCCUUGCAUUGUGGUUUGCUCCUCAUUGGUCAAGGAAGAGGCACAUAAACUUUUGCAUCGAUGGGUUGUACCGUCGGAAUUCAUGCCUCCAGUUCAUGUCGGUGAAUUGAGAAAAGACAAUCGAAUGCGGAAGGGACCUCUUUUCCUGGAGCAAGGACACGGUAUUGAAGAAUUCGUUGUUGCGGAGGCAGAACUUCAUCGAAAUAUUCUUCAGUUUUUUAAUGGUGAGGAGUCUAUCCAAAUUGGCCUUGGUGCUGUGGUCAUCAAGCAACCACGAUCUUACCUGAAGACCAUUGGGGACUACAAGAAGCGUGCUGAAGCCGACUUCAAUUCGGGAGAUCAUGGACGGACUCUAGUCAUCUCACAACUGGAUGAAGAGGCCUGA